AUGAAUAACCUAAUGCUUAUAAACACUGCUCUUCAAUGUCAAGCUGUAUGUAGAGAUACUGUACAUCUCUAUGGUAACGUCACAGACCGGUCUCUGUGUUAUAAUAUACAUCUCUAUGGUAACGUCACAGACCGGUCUCUGUGUUAUAAUAUACAUCUCUAUGGUAACGUCACAGACCGGUCUCUGUGUUAUAAUGUACAUCUCUAUGGUAACGUCACAGACCGGUCUCUGUGUUAUAAUAUACAUCUCUAUGGUAACGUCACAGACCGGUCUCUGUGUUAUAAUAUACAUCUCUAUGGUAACGUCACAGACCGGUCUCUGUGUUAUAAUGUACAUCUCUAUGGUAACGUCACAGACCGGUCUCUGUGUUAUAAUAUACAUCUCUAUGGUAACGUCACAGACCGGUCUCUGUGUUAUAAUAUACAUCUCUAUGGUAACGUCACAGACCGGUCUCUGUGUUAUAAUAUACAUCUCUAUGGUAACGUCACAGACCGGUCUCUGUGUUAUAAUGUACAUCUCUAUGGUAACGUCACAGACCGGUCUCUGUGUUAUAAUGUACAUCUCUAUGGUAACGUCACAGACCGGUCUCUGUGUUAUAAUGUACAUCUCUAUGGUAACGUCACAGACCGGUCUCUGUGUUAUAAUGUACAUCUCUAUGGUAACGUCACAGACCGGUCUCUGUGUUAUAAUGUACAUCUCUAUGGUAACGUCACAGACCGGUCUCUGUGUUAUAAUGUACAUCUCUAUGGUAACGUCACAGACCGGUCUCUGUGUUAUAAUGUACAUCUCUAUGGUAACGUCACAGACCGGUCUCUGUGUUAUAAUGUACAUCUCUAUGGUAACGUCACAGACCGGAAGAGGUAUGCACAAGGGUCACACCUGACCCAACACGUUGAAUACCGUCAUUGCCUGUCAAUCGUCAAGACAACGGUAACUCACCAUGGCACUUGUUAUUUGAAGUAUGGUUGCUAAUGAGAUGACUCUCUCUCUCUCUCUCUGUGAAUCUCUCUGUGAUCGAUAGGAAAGGUUCAGUCUUAAGUCUGCAGAACGGAUGGUAAUGGAUAUAUGUUAUCGCUAACUCAUCCUGAUUGUGUUGCUUUGGCAACUCAUCUUGGCUCGCUACCAUGGCUACAGCGUCUCUAAUAACAUAUCCUAGCUUUGCUACUGUGUCUUGUUUCGGAUAGUCGUUCUUCA
Messenger RNA from Oncorhynchus keta (chum salmon), 1194 nucleotides. RefSeq lists its product as uncharacterized. Lineage: Eukaryota; Metazoa; Chordata; Actinopteri; Salmoniformes; Salmonidae. The transcript has 3 exons. The record is from RefSeq and is a predicted model, not a curated record. The coding region runs from base 1 to 972 and encodes 323 amino acids.